Molecule: messenger RNA, 6307 nt
Organism: Lacerta agilis (Sand lizard)
Lineage: Eukaryota; Metazoa; Chordata; Lepidosauria; Squamata; Lacertidae
Gene: KDM3B
Product: lysine demethylase 3B
Exons: 23
Coding region: 175-5160 (1661 amino acids)
Biological process (GO): regulation of transcription by RNA polymerase II
Cellular component (GO): chromatin; histone deacetylase complex
Molecular function (GO): chromatin DNA binding; histone H3K9 demethylase activity; transcription coregulator activity
Source: RefSeq, a predicted model, not a curated record
UUUGUAGACCCCUAUUCAUGACAAGCAUUUUGCUGACUGAUUGUUGUGACUUUGCCCACAUGUGUUUGAAAGAACCCAUUCUGGGAUCUGUUGCAGAUAUUUGUGGAAUUUGACCGGUGCAAUUGGAAGCAGCAUGCCUGGGUGAAAGUUCAUGCUGAAGAAGUGAUCGUUUUGAUGCUGGAAGGGUCUCUUGUUUGGGCCCCUCGAAAUGACCCAGUUCUGCUUCAGGGAACCAGAGUGUCAGUUGGACACUGGCCAGCGUUGACUUUCACUCCCUUGGUAGAUAAGCUUGGCUUAGGUUCUGUGGUUCCAGUAGAGUCUCUUGUAGACCGAGACUUGAGAUUCCUGUCUGAUGCCAGUGGACUACGUCUCUUCCAGAUGCCGACUGAUAGUCAGAACCAAAUUCUCCAACAACAGCCAAUAUUGAGGGAAGCUGUCAAUUCAUUGGUCAGUGAUCAGAAGCUUCAGGAGAUAUUUAGCAGAGGUCCUUGCAGCAUCCAAGGUCAAAGAGUGAAGGUGUACCAGCCAGAGGAGGAAAACAGCUGGGUCUCUGCUGUUGUGAGCUGUCAAGAUCCUAUCACCUGUCUGAUGGAAGUGGUUUUGACUGAGACUGGUGAAAUCAAGUCAGUGGAUCCCCGACUGAUUCAUGUAGUGAUGGACACCUCUGCACUGAAUGAGGGAGCUUCUCUAAAGGCAGCGAAAUCAUCAAAAGGAAAAAAGAAGAGAGAAGGUGUGGAAGGGAAAGAUGGACGAAGGAGAAAAAAUUCUUCUGAUACUGGGUGUGAUCAUGCUACGAAGAAGCUAAAGGAGAGGGGUGAAGUGGAUAGCAAUGGGAAUGAUGGAGGUGAGGCAAAUAGGGGAGCUUGGAAAGGAAGCAGCAGCAGUGACGUGACUCUGGAUCCAAGGGCCAAGCAACUUCCUCCAUUUGUCCCUCAAGUUAAUCGCAGUAUUCGUUUUGCCACAUACACCAAGGAGAAUGGCCGAACUCUUGUGGUCCAGGAUGAACCAGUGGGUGGUGACCCACCUAUGCCCUUUACUUCCUUGUCUUCAACUGCUUCCCAGGCACUGCUGAGUGGCAGUGGUAACCAAGAGAUGGCAAAACCAUUAGAGCAGGCCAGCCAAGUCCAGGUGCCUGCCCCUGCCAUUCUUGCUACAGCUGGGCCAACGCCAGCUACUGUGCGGAUUCCAGAUGCUGGCUUGUCAGCAACUACUGGACAAGAAAAACAGAACGUAGGCCAUUUGCCUGUUCAGGGAGAGAUUUCCCCCAAUUCAUUGUUGGCUUCGUCAGGGUUUGGAGUAGCACACUCAGUUGGUUCCCAACCUGUGGCAUUUGACAGCGGGCGAAACCAAUCCAAUGGAGUAAUAGCUCCAGAGAAGAAGCCUGUUGGAUUUCCAUUUGGUAGUAGCACUGGUCAUGAGGUCCAGAAAGACUCUGAUUUAUCAAAUAACUUGUUUUUUCAGUGCAUGUCCCAGAAUCUUCCCUCCAGCAACUACUUCACAGCCUUGUCAGAGAACCUGGCUGAAGAGCCCGCUAGUCAGGACUCGUUAAAAAAAAAUUCAGAGAGCCUGAGUGCGGGCAUCUGCAAAGGUAAAGCUCUUGCAGUAGAAGCUAAAGCUGGGACUCAAUUGGGCAGUUCUGUGGACCGGAAACUGCCAGCGGAAUCUAUGCCCACGCUUACUCCAGCUUUCCCCCGAAACAUUGUGAGUACUCGACCUCCAGAAAAUCACGAGAAUCUCUUUUUGCAACCCCCAAAACUCUCACGAGAGGAGCCCUCAAACCCUUUCUUGGCAUUUUCAGAAAAAUCAGAACUCAGUCCUUUCAGCAGCUUCGCCUCUUCAUCUCAGCCAGGAGCAACUGCUACUCCCUCUUCAGUUCUUGGUUCCAAGGCAGCUUCUGGCUGGCCAGAUUUGCACACUGGAGCUGACUCUUUAGCUAAAAAGAAAAGCUUGUUUAUAACGACUGAUUCCUCCAAGAUCCUGUCCAGUGCACCUACUUCAACUCGCUUUCCCGGUGUUCAGAGUUCAUCUACUCUGGGGAAUGGCCGUUCCACCUCACCUAUCGGAAGCUUGACACAGCCUAUUGAAAUGCCCACGCUCUCCUCCAGCCCAACAGAAGAAAAGCCAUCUGUUGGGCCUGGGCAGCAGGACAAUCCUCUUAUGAAAACCUUUUCUAAUGUGUUUGGCAGACAUCCGGCUGGCUUUUUCUCUUCACAGGCAGAGCUGGCACUGGAGAACAAAAACCCCUUUGAAACUGUGAAAAGGUUCUCUCUAGAUGAGCGGAGCAUGCCGUCUAAGCAGGAUUCUGAUUCCAGUACCAAUAGCGACCUCUCGGAUAUGAGUGAUUCUGAGGAGCAGCUGCACACCAAAGCUUGUCUGAAGGGAAUCCCAGAGCAUCUGAUUGGGAAACUGGGUCCUAAUGGCGAGCGGAAUGCAGAACUACUAAUGGGCAAAGGAAAAGGGAAACAAACCCCUAAGGGCAGGCCUCGCACAGCCCCCCUGAAAGUUGGCCAAUCUGUACUGAAAGACAUGAGUAAGGUGAGGAAGCUGAAGCAAUCAGGGGAACCAUUCCUCCAAGAUGGCUCCUGCAUCAACGUAGCCCCUCAUCUGCACAAGUGCCGGGAGUGUCGGUUGGAACGCUACCGGAAGUUCAAGGAGCAGGAGCAGGACGACUCCACUGUAGCCUGUCGCUUCUUUCACUUCCGCAGACUGAUAUUUACUCGGAAGGGUAUAUUACGAGUGGAGGGAUUCUUGAACCCCCAACAGAGUGACACUGACGCUUUGAGCUUGUGGAUCCCGUCUACUGCCCCUGCAGAGGGAAUUGACCUGGAAACCUCCAAAUACAUCCUUGCCAAUGUUGGAGACCAGUUUUGUCAGUUAGUUAUGUCUGAGAAGGAGGCAAUGAUGAUGGUGGAACCACACCAGAAAGUGGCCUGGAAGAGAGCUGUACGUGGAGUGAGGGAGAUGUGUGAUGUAUGUGAAACAACACUGUUCAAUAUUCACUGGGUUUGUCGCAAAUGUGGCUUUGGGGUGUGUCUGGACUGUUACCGUCUCAGAAAAAGCCGUCCACGCAGUGAGACGGAGGAGAUUGGUGAUGAAGAGGUUUUUUCAUGGUUGAAGUGUGCAAAGGGACAGUCGCAUGAACCAGAGAAUCUCAUGCCAACACAGAUAAUCCCUGGCACAGCACUGUAUAGUAUUGGAGACAUGGUUCAUGCAGCCCGUGGCAAAUGGGGAAUUAAAGCCAACUGCCCAUGUAUUAAUCGGCAGAAUAAAUCUGUGCUGCGACCUGCCGUCACCAAUGGAAUUUCACAGCUGCCCAGUAUGAAUCCUAGUGCAUCCACACCUGCAAAUGAAAGCGCUUUCUCCAGUGGCACAGGGACAACAGAAGGAGGGCAGACGGACACUAAUGUUAUUUCUAAGCCUGAAGCUACGGAGGACAAAGCUGAGGAGCCUAUAAAGACAGAGGCUCAAGGAACCAGUAACAGUGGGGAGACAAAACCUAACAAGUCACUAUGUCCGGAAACAAGUCCCUCUUCAGCAUUGCAUUGGCUUGCAGAUUUAGCAACACAAAAGGCAAAAGAAGAAACGAAAGAAGCUGGAUCACUGAGGUCAGUGCUCAAUAAAGAAUCUCAGUCACCUUUUGGAUUGGAUUCCUUCAACACCAAUGCAAAGGCCUCCCCUUUAACUCCAAAGCUUUUUAAUAGUCUCUUAUUGGGCCCAGUUGCCUCAAGCAACAAGACAGAAGGUUCCAGUCUUCGCGAUUUGCUUAACUCUGGGCCAGGAAAGCUGCCUCAGGCUUCACUUGAUGCAGGCAUCCCUUUUCCUCCUGUCUUUUCUGGAGCUUCCACUGGUGCUAAGAAUAAGGCCAGCUUGCCAAAUUUCCUUGAUCAUAUUAUUGCCUCAGUGGUGGAAAAUAAGAAGACGUCUGAUGCUGCCAAGCGAGCAAGCAACGUGGCUGAUACACAGAAAGAAGUGAAAGAGAUGGUAAUGGGAUUAAAUGUGCUGGACCCACACACUUCCCAUUCUUGGCUCUGUGACGGAAGGCUUUUGUGUCUCCAUGACCCCAGCAAUAAAAACAACUGGAAGAUCUUCAGGGAGUGUUGGAAACAGGGCCAGCCUGUUUUAGUUUCUGGUGUUCAUAAGAAGCUGAAGGCUGAACUCUGGAAACCAGAAGCCUUUAGUCAAGAAUUUGGAGAUCAGGAUGUAGAUCUGGUCAAUUGUAGGAACUGCGCCAUAAUCUCAGAUGUGAAAGUGCGUGACUUCUGGGAUGGCUUUGAGGUCAUUUCUAAGCGUCUAAGAUCUGAUGAUGGACAGCCCAUGGUACUGAAGUUAAAGGACUGGCCUCCAGGAGAAGAUUUUAGAGACAUGAUGCCGACAAGGUUUGAGGACCUAAUGGAGAACCUUCCUCUCCCAGAGUACACUAAGAGGGAUGGAAGACUGAAUCUGGCAUCAAGGUUGCCAAGCUACUUUGUACGACCAGAUCUGGGUCCCAAAAUGUACAACGCAUACGGACUGAUAACGGCAGAAGACAGAAGAGUUGGUACAACCAAUCUGCAUUUGGAUGUGUCAGAUGCUGUUAAUGUCAUGGUAUACGUUGGGAUUCCCAUUGGAGAAGGUUCCCAUGAUGAUGAGGUGCUGAAAACGAUUGAUGAGGGAGAUGCUGAUGAUGUUACAAAACAGCGAAUCCAUGAAGCAAAGGAGAAGCCUGGGGCACUAUGGCACAUUUAUGCUGCUAAGGAUGCUGAGAAGAUCAGGGAGCUUCUUCGCAAGGUUGGUGAAGAACAAGGACAAGAAAAUCCUCCAGAUCAUGACCCAAUCCAUGACCAAAGCUGGUACCUGGACCAGACCCUCCGUAAGCGUCUGUAUGAGGAGUAUGGAGUACAAGGCUGGGCAAUAGUGCAGUUCCUGGGAGAUGCUGUAUUUAUUCCUGCAGGGGCCCCUCACCAGGUUCAUAAUCUGUAUAGCUGCAUUAAAGUAGCAGAAGAUUUUGUAUCUCCAGAACAUGUGAAACACUGCUUCCGCCUAACCCAGGAGUUCAGGCACCUGUCUAACACUCACACAAACCAUGAAGAUAAGCUGCAGGUGAAGAACAUUAUCUACCAUGCAGUGAAAGAUGCUGUUGGCACACUAAAGGCUCACGAGUCCAAACUGGCUAGGUCGUAGGAACUGGUGAUUCCAAACACCCCCCCUCUGGAGUCAUUUUUUUGCUCACAGUAUAGAAGGGGAGCGCACAUACCUGCCUGUGCAGGAGCCAGAGGCUUCUUGCUAAGAGAUGCCAUGGCAUUCAUUACACUCUCCAGCCACCGUCUUCUAUGCUGCCUCAAUACUAAGGAAACUAAAGGAAGGUCACUAUAACAUGCAAUGAAAGGUGCUGUGUCCCUUUCCUGUGGCCUUUUGCAAAUUUAAAUUGUAUGGAAACCAUGUUUUCCAUACAAUAGGUGUUCCUGCCUAUUAUGAAUAGAACGUGUGAACCUUUUUCAUGCCUAGUUAGUCUUUCCAAGAAGUUAGAAAGAAUGAUGUGAAGGUGGACAUUCUCUUGCAGACUUAAGUAGCUAGCUCUGAAAGAGUGCGAUCACCAGGAGCCCAGCUGCUGAAGCAGGUUCCUCCUGAGUCUGACACAGGCCAAGGAAAGAAAGAUGUUCUUCAUGCUCCCUUUUAAGAGUUCGCUAUACACUGUAGAAACGCAGAGAGAAACCACUUUUUCCCUGAUGGCUCCAGGAUUUAAAAAUGUGUAUUUAGUGAAAAACUAGGUUUGUAGUGAAACAGUAUUUCAUGAAAGUAGAUAUUUUUAGAAUUUGAAAUACCACAACUGUUCCUGGGUUACAAGGAAAGGCACAUUGUGUUUAGUCUUCCUUUCAGUAAAACCUUUCAAGAAAUGAUUCUUAGAAAUAAAUCCAGAAUAGCACAAUUGGCCAGAGGAGAGCUAAAAGAAAUUGACUCCCAACACCAGUUUCCACAAAUACAAGGGGGGGGGGGGGAGAACUUUUAUGUUUUGGAGAUGUUGUACAUCUCUCCCUAAACUGGCAAACCAGGUAAUAGUUCACCAGUUGUCAGUUCUAGAUUGGGACUUAUACUUCCCAUAACUAAUUUUCAAUAUCAGCUUUGUCCAGAAAUAUUUUCAGUAAAAUGUUCCUGCUUGAUAGAGUUGUAUUCAGAAUUGUCACCAUUGAACUGAUGGAUUCCAUUGUUUGACUGUACAUUGGGACUAUAUCUACCUUCUAUCCAGCUGUACUGUAGUGCCACCUGCAGGCCUGUUAAUAUGUUCACGGUUAUUUCAUUUUUAAAAAAAUAAAAGUCAUUUACUGUAGAA